AGUGGUGCUACUUAGUACCACGCGCUUUCUGAAACAACAUGCAUUCUCGAUUCGUUAUCGAAAGUAGCGACUAAACCGACUGAUCAAGCAACAUGUCUGGACGUGGCAAGGGAGGCAAAGGACUCGGAAAGGGAGGUGCUAAGCGUCACCGUAAGGUUCUGCGUGACAACAUCCAGGGAAUCACCAAGCCCGCCAUCCGCCGUCUGGCUCGCCGUGGUGGUGUCAAGCGAAUCUCUGGUCUGAUCUACGAGGAGACCCGUGGUGUCCUGAAGGUGUUCCUCGAGAACGUCAUCCGUGAUGCCGUCACCUACUGCGAGCACGCCAAGAGAAAGACCGUCACCGCCAUGGAUGUGGUCUACGCUCUGAAACGCCAGGGCCGUACCCUGUACGGAUUCGGCGAUAAACAUGUACGUAGUGCGUUAACGUUAGAGAAAUGGCGGGAAGGAUUCACGCACCCACCAAUCACCGCACUCACAGAACGGACCAAUGGCACCGUGCUACGCCGUCCAAUCAGGAAUAAACCGAAGCACCAAUCUACAAUGGCUCGUACCAAGCAAACCGCCCGCAAAUCUACUGGAGGAAAGGCUCCCCGCAAGCAGCUUGCCACCAAGGCAGCCCGCAAGAGCGCCCCAGCCACUGGAGGUGUCAAGAAGCCUCACCGUUACAGGCCCGGUACCGUGGCUCUCCGUGAGAUUCGUCGCUACCAGAAGAGCACCGAGCUGCUGAUCCGCAAGCUGCCCUUCCAGCGUCUGGUCCGUGAGAUCGCCCAGGACUUCAAGACCGAGCUGCGCUUCCAGAGUUCCGCCGUCAUGGCCCUGCAAGAGGCCAGCGAAGCUUACCUGGUUGGCCUGUUCGAGGACACCAACUUGUGCGCCAUCCACGCCAAGCGUGUGACCAUCAUGCCCAAGGACAUCCAGCUGGCUCGCCGAAUCCGUGGCGAACGUGCCUAAGCGGGUUCUUCUCCACUCCAAAACCAAACGGCUCUUUUCAGAGCCACACAAAGUCAAAAAAGAGAUUGAGUGCUGCUGUCAUCCAUAUUAAUUAAAAAGCCCAACAAAAUAUUUACAGCAAUGUUGAAUAAAAAACUGGGCCCUACCCAAUUAUAUCACAAAAAUCUGGCCCUCUUGUUUCUGAUUUGAGCUUUUCUUGUCCAGUUCAAUGAUAUGAAGUUAUAUAACUGACGAGACCUUACUAAAAUUAUUUAUUUAUUACUAAAAUUACCUGCUAAGUAAAAAUGAACAAAUUGCAGAUAAAUUCAGUGACAGGCCCUAUGUGUAAUUGUACUAUCCAUGUCAAAUUACAGUGGUUGGUUGUUCCAGCUGGGAAACGCAACUGUCAGAUUAUAUUUAUGUAUUUCUUGUGAAUGGGUAAUUUGAAAGGAAGCCGUGGUAAUGAUGCUGAUUUGUAAUAACAAAAUGCAUAUUCAUUUUACAUUAUGUACAUGUGCGGCUACUUAUCACAGAGCAUAUUUAUGUGUAGACCAACCCCAUGUAGUUUAUUCCAAUACAAAUUUCCUUGGUCGGGGUUUUGCCAUUUUUUCAAGGGUUUGAAUUAUUUGUCUCACAAAAAUACAUGUACAGUGUACAUGUAUUUUUACCACCUCAUGAAACGGCUGCCCAAAAUAUUGGCAUUCCCCUAUGACUUGAAAGUGGUGCGGCCUUGGCGAAGAGGUAAAAGAGAUAUUUCAUGGAGAGUUUUUGGGCACAUGCCAUGUAGAAAAAGAAACAAAAUUGCUGGGGAGAAUGUGGGGCCCGGUGAGCGUGUUGAUGUGUGGUGAUUACAUGUACAUGUAUGAACAUGUGAACGUGAAGUGUCCUCAGAAUAAAUGUGUACAGAGUACAUGUACAUGUUUUUUGUUCAUUGACACAGCUUGGGGGGGGGGUUUCACUGUGAGGGGUGUACAUGUACUGUGGUUGUCCUUUUGUACACUUAAAAAUUGAGUAAUUACUUGGAUAACAUGCGUUCAGUUUUGUUCUGUG
Molecule: messenger RNA, 1979 nt
Organism: Acanthaster planci (crown-of-thorns starfish)
Lineage: Eukaryota; Metazoa; Echinodermata; Asteroidea; Valvatida; Acanthasteridae
Product: histone H3, embryonic
Cellular component (GO): nucleosome
Molecular function (GO): structural constituent of chromatin; protein heterodimerization activity; DNA binding
Source: RefSeq, a predicted model, not a curated record